CCACAUAAACUCUAUAACUGUCGAACGAAAUAGAAUUGGGCCACACUUCCACCAUCACAGCUCGUGAGUUCGCUCUGAUCGCACAGUUCGCAGUGACUCCUCUGCAAAGCUUUCUUUGGGAAAUUUUGGUGUUGAGAGGAAAACUUAACUUAUCUGAAGACUAUCUAUGGAGGGGGAAGAGGAUCAGGUGAAGAAGGAGAGGGUGGUAGAGGCAAGAGCAAGAAAUAUCAGCCACAAUGUCAGGUGUACAGAGUGUGGCAGCCAGUCCAUUGAAGACUCUCAAGCUGACAUUGCCAUUCUCCUCAGGAAGCUAAUUCGGGAUGAAAUUCGAGAUGGGAAGUCUGACAAGGAGAUCUACAGAAAGCUUGAGGAUGAUUUUGGUGAGACAGUACUUUAUGCCCCAAAAUUUGAUAUGCAGACGUCUGCUUUAUGGCUCUCUCCGCUACUAGUUGCUGGGGCUGCUGGAGGCAUGUGGGCUUACAAGAAGCACAGGCAGAAGACUAACGUGCACAUUAUGGUUCUGAAUCUCGUUCGAGGAUUUCCAUUAACACCAAAGGAGAAAGAAACUAUGCUUGAGGUCCUCACACCCCCUCCUGGAGGAACUUCGUCCUCCAGUUGGUGGAGAAGAUGGCUUCAACAGUGAAAGUUUCUUUAACCUACCAUCACUUGUAGUCUAUUUUUCUGCUGUAAUAUCUCAAACUGCCAGCUAGUCGAGGUGCCACCCUAUCCAUCAUUUCGCAUUGGCGUGUUUGAAUUGGUCAUUGUGAUUACACAUUUUUCCAAGGUUAUACCCUGAAAUAAGUUAUUGAUCUUAUUGUACAAAAAAGUACAACUUGAUCAUGAGCUGACUUCACAAUAAUGCUUCUAACAUUAUUUUGUGAUAGAGUAUCUUAGUAUAUAUUAUUCCAUUUGUCUUC
Molecule: messenger RNA, 917 nt
Organism: Nicotiana attenuata
Lineage: Eukaryota; Viridiplantae; Streptophyta; Magnoliopsida; Solanales; Solanaceae
Product: cytochrome c-type biogenesis CcmH-like mitochondrial protein
Exons: 4
Coding region: 167-643 (158 amino acids)
Source: RefSeq, a predicted model, not a curated record